AGACUAUUGACUUAAAACAGAUAAUACAAAUCUGUAAUUUGGGUUUUACAAGAUGGCCAGCUGCAGUUUUCAGUCGCAGUUGGUAUCGAUUAUGGAGGUAUUAGCUAAAGCAGCUGUAGCAGAAAUAAACAAACGUGUAGAUGAUAGCUGUGCUGUUAUACGUUUGGAAAUGACCCAAAGCCAGCGAGAUAUUGAUGUACUGAAACGGAAGUGGCAAAUGAUGGAGAUCGAGCUGAAGAAGACACGAGGGCGAGAUAGGAGAAAAGUUCUUUACCCCAUGUCAACAGAGAGAUUGUCAUAUCCAGGCAAGAUUGUUUUGAACAAGGAAAGGAGUAACUCACAGUGGAGAGGCAGAGAGGACUCUCCGUGCCAGCCUAUAGAUGUGGAGCAGAGAGUGGAGACUGAACCCAUACUGAUCAAAGAUGAGGAGACAGCAGAGGAUGUGUGGAAGACUGACCCUCAGGAAGAGCUCAGGAUCACUGGAGAGGAGUCUGGUUCCAAGCCUGGGAAACCACCAUCAUUUGCGCAACGGCACUGGGAUGAAGACUUCAUCACACAACCCAACAUAUCUUCCGAAGACUCAGUAAAACAUUACCCCAAUUCUGAUCGUUCAAAGGAACCAGGAACACCCCGGCACGCAUCUACGGAGGUGUUCAGCACAGAGCAGCACCGGCCGGACGAGGACUCACUAGACCUAGUGAUGGUGAAAGAGGAGGAGCUGGAUCAGACCACGACCGUGGCAGGACCUGACCAGUUUGUCAUGGAUGAGUCUGAUGGGCAGCUGUGGACCUCUGUGGGUCCAGGCAGAGACACUGACCCUGAUGGCCACCCAGAUUUCUCCUUUCAUUCCACAGAAGAGUACUCUCAGAAUAUCUCAAUGGUCCCAUCUCAUAAUGGGCUGUCAUCUGUUCCUACUAUGACAGAUAAUGUAGGGCCAUCACUUCACUCUUCAAUAGGAAAACCACAUGCUAACAUGUUCAGUGCAGAAAAACACAUGAAAAGACAUGUCAGGACAUUGGCUGAUGAGACUAGACAACAGAUGCCAGAGGGACAGAGCAGUGAGAUGCUGAAUUCAAGUAAAGAAGGAAAUAGUUUAGCUCUACAGUCAAGACAGCAUCAAUACAGGGCUUCAGAAGCAACAGUGAGAUUGAGUGAGUGCAUGACAGGGUCAAACAUGGCCACCACCUCCACCUUCUCUGGAUACAGCCUGAGUCGCAGUAGUUGUAACAUGGUGAAGAGAAUGAGGACUCAGUGGAGGUCGGGCAGCACCACCGAGAGGCGUUUCAGCUGCACCUUCUGUGGGAAGAGCUUCCCGCGUUUCUGGCAGCUAAAAGAACACCUCCGAAGUCACACCGGCGAGAAACCGUACACCUGUGAACAGUGUGGCAGGAGUUUUACCAAGCAGUGCAACCUGAUCAGACAUGCUGUGGUCCACAGUGGGGAGAAGCCCUACAAGUGCACACAGUGUGGGAAAUGCUUCACCCAGCGCUCCGGUAUGAAGUCACAUCAGAGAACUCACAUAGGAGAAAGUCCAGUAACUCCAUACGUGGCACCUGCAUACCCUGGGGAUCGACACACAAGUUUAAUGUAGUCUCAGAACAGAUGGAACAAAUAGUUAAUAAUUACAUAGUUUUUCUGGAACUUUGUUUUGAGACAUUUUGACAAGCUUUUCCUCCUAAUUGGUUUUGAUGUUUGACUGUUGCCGGCUCGUCACUUUUAUUUUAAACAACUAAUUUACAACUGGUAACAAUGUAUGUUGUACUACAAAAUCGUAAAAAAAAACAUGUUAUUUUCAAUAAAAUGUAUUUAAGGAAAGAGUCAAUCUGUGCGAUUAGAUGAAUAAUAUGUAGGAUCCAUUUAGUCUGUAUUGUCUAGGUAGUGUCUGACUAUCUGGGAUGUCACGUCUUGCCACAAGGGACAGUCUCAUAUCAGGUCAUGUUAAUAACUCAAUUCCACUUCAUUUUCAGUUAGGUUUGGAAAUUACUCUGCUGCC
Molecule: messenger RNA, 1993 nt
Organism: Salvelinus namaycush (lake trout)
Lineage: Eukaryota; Metazoa; Chordata; Actinopteri; Salmoniformes; Salmonidae
Product: zinc finger and SCAN domain-containing protein 2-like
Exons: 4
Coding region: 53-1591 (512 amino acids)
Biological process (GO): regulation of transcription by RNA polymerase II
Molecular function (GO): RNA polymerase II cis-regulatory region sequence-specific DNA binding; DNA-binding transcription factor activity
Source: RefSeq, a predicted model, not a curated record